UCAUUCAGGACUAGGUGCACUAGAGCGCAUGCGCACAGGUGGAGUGAUUUCAGGGACGGUGAGGUAUUCAGACUUAGCAGUUUGAACACAUUACAGGUGUUUUCUGAGCUGUUUUGGGGUCAGCCUGGCAGCCUGCAUGUCAGAUAGGGGUGGAUGGCGCCUCCUGCUGGCAGCAUAAAGAACCUCCACAAAGGCUUGUUGUCACAGAUUUUUCAGCUCGGUUUCAGCUGCUCCUCCUCACACCGCUGGACGCUGCACAUGUAGCAGGUCUGCCUCACAACAGCACCAUGGCUGAUAUCUACCGGUUCCCCGUUUACUUUGAGUGUCACCGGCUUGACAGAAAACAGGAGACGAAAGUAGAAAUCUAUUUCCGUAAUCGACGCAAAUCUGGCGGAGGAGAGUGCGGAGCGCUGAGCAGAGUGGAGGAGAGGAUCUACAGGAUAGCUUUCAGAGAUCAUGAAGUUCAGCAGGCAGUCCUUAAAAGAUCAGAGCACGUCGUGGAGCUUCCAGAUGGACGUCUGGAGCUGACUGUGCGAGGCAGCUUGGAAGCUCACGCCUCCUUCGAUGACAACACACCCGAUGCUCCAGCAGAGAGCCCUCAGUCCACGCCUGCCUCAACUCCUCUGCCAAGCGGUGAAGAAUGUAAACUCCAACUUGACAAUGAUCCCUUUCAGAGCUUGGAAUGCCUCAAAGCUGAGAAAGAACGUGAGGAAGACGUCACCUCUGUGGCCUACUCUGCUCAGCUUUAUCCAGAUCAGGACAGGGCUUUAUUCAGGAGGUCGUCUCAGCCUGGUGAUGUAGAUGAAAUUAGUGAGUGGAAACUUGAAGAGGACAAAAAAUAUGAUGGAAUGCAGGUGGAGUCUCACAGCUUUGGUCAGACCACAGAUGAGGUGGAAGCAUGCAGUGAGGUUGAGGAUGAAGGUUACAGAUCAAGUGGGUAUUUGGCCUCUUUGAGUUUGAGUGAAACAGCCACGACUGUUGCGAGCUACAGCCUUUGUGACGGACUCCAGGUGCUGGUGUGUGAAGGGGACAUCACCAAACAAAGCGUUGAUGUCCUGGUCAACGCCGCCAAUGAGGAUCUGGAACACCAUGGAGGCGUCGCUGCUGCACUGAGUAAAGCAGGUGGUCCUGAAGUGCAGCAGGAGAGCAGUACCUUAGUGAAAUACAUGGGCAAAAUUCCCACCGGUGAUGUUGUCGUGACUACUGGGGGCAAAUUAAACUGCAAAACACUUCUGCAUGCUGUUGGGCCUGUGGGUGGAACAGCAGGUGGCAGGGAGAAGAUCCUACUGGAGCAAACCGUCCAGAAGGCUCUGAAUUUAUCAGAAAUGAUGGCGUUCCAGUCCAUAGCCAUUCCUUGUAUCGGCUCAGGGGUGUUUGGCGUUCCUGUCACUGUGUGCUGUGAGGCUAUUGUAACUGCUGUUAGGAAGUUUGGUAGUCAGGGAGGGAGAAGUCUGAGCAAGAUAGUCCUGAUUGAUAAGAGAGCAGAGGUGGUGAGGGCCAUGAAGGAAGCAUGUGACAGGCUUCUCCAAGGGAUGAGGACCGGAAACGGCACCGGACUGGACGUGGAGUUCCAGAUGAAUGCUGCUGGUCAAGACUCAGCACCAGGAGCCACAGCUGGAGCUCCUGGAGGCAGUGUCCAUGUAGAGAUCGUUCAGGGAACCAUCGAGACCCAGCAGGUGGAUGCACUCGUAUCUCCCAUGGUCGGCUACGAUCCUCUCUCCACCCGUGUUGGAAACAUUUUGCACAAAACGUUUGGUUCUAAGCUGACUGCACGGUUUAGAGAAGAAGCAGGGCACGAAACGUUGCCGAGUGAUGCAGUACUGGUGGAGGGUUUGCAUGGAAGUCUUUCUAAUGCGGUGUUCUUCCUCAGUCUUGCUCCUUGGGAUGACGACCAAGAUGGAACCGCAGUUGAGGUUCUUAGAGCGGGCAUCAACAACAUCCUAACUUCAUGUGAGGACAGAGGCUUCGGUUCUGUCGCUUUUCCUGCUCUCGGGGUCGGCAUUGCCCUGCGGUUUCCUCACAGCGUGGUAGCUAAAGUUUUACUGGAGCAAAUUGAUGCAUUUGAACGGGACCGAGCCAGCAGCACGCCGCUCCUGGUCCGCAUUGUCAUCUACCCCAGUGAUGACGAGGGUAUUGAGGCCUUCGAGUCAGCCCAGAAAGCUUUGAAAUGCAAAGAAUUCACUGAAGACGGUCAACAAAAGGCCCAAGAUCAAGCGUCCACCACAAAGAGGAUCAUCCUGCUGGGAAAAACCGGAUCUGGGAAGAGCCACCUGGCCAACACUAUACUUGGAGAGAAAGUCUUUAGCGUAAAUCAUACACCCAACUCUGGAACAGGUCAAUGUCAGUCACAAACCAAAGAUGUCAAUGACAGAAGCAUCACUCUGAUCGACACUCCUGGUUUCUUUGACACGGUGAAGCCUGAGGAGGACUUGAAGGAGGAGAUAGUGAGGUGCAUCACCGAGUGUGCUCCCGGGCCUCAUGCUUUUCUCAUUGUGCUUAAAGUGGAGAAAUUCUGCGAGCACGAACAGGCUGUCAUCUCUAAAAUACGCCAGUAUUUCUCAGACGAUGCUUUAAAUUACGCUGUGAUUGUCUUCACUCAUGGCGACCAGCUCCCCAAAGGGACGAAAAUUGAAGAGUUUGUGAGUCAGAAUGAGAACCUGAGUGAUCUGGUGAAGAAGUGCGGCGGCCGGUGCCACGUCUUUGAUAACAAACACUGGAACAACAAGCUGCAGAACAACUACAGGAGCAACCAGUUCCAGGUGGAAGAGUUACUCUGCACGAUAGAUGAGAUGGUGGCGGAAAAAAAUGGACGGUACUACACGAAUGAAAUUCUGCAAGUCGUCGAGGAAGAAAUACAGAAACAUGAAGAGCACAUAAGACAAAAACUGGGAGACCUGCCACCAGAGGAGAUCACAAAAAAGGCCAAAAGUGAAGUGUGCAAUAGAUUAUUGAUCCAGCUGGCAGGGAUUGGAACAGGAGCUUUGUUGGGAGCUUUUUGUGGCGUUGCAGCGAUGAUUGGAGGAAUUAUCAUUGCGAUGAAAAACAGAGAGCUGAUGACAAUUCUAAGAAGAGUUCCAGCACUGGCAGGAGCACCUGCAGUAGCAGCAGCAGGAGGAGGAGAGGUGGCUUUAGUAGCUAGUGCAGCAGCAGGGGGUGUAGUGGCUGCAACAGGAGGGGUCAUGGGAGGCAUCAUUGGAAGUCAAGCAGCUGAAGGAGCAGCGACGCCAUUGGAGGCCGCAGAGAGGGCAUACGAGGCUGUCCUGGAUAAAGGAAAAUCUACUUUUAAGCAGCUGAAUUUCCCUCUCCGGUGAAUAUCAGCAGGUUUACCUAUUUACCAUAGUUUAGUUUAGUUUAUUAGUUUAUUUGUCAGGGACCAUGUACAAAUGCAUUAUUCUUGAAAAGAAGAGAUGCUUUGUACCAGAUUUAGCUAUUGCUAUUUUCCAUCUGCAGUCCCUGGGCAGGUCACACAAGUAAAAUACACAUUACGAUUAACAGUAGCACUAAAUACAAUAUUAUUAAUAAUACUAAUCAAAUUACAGUAUGUACAUUUAAAAAAACAACGCUACAAUUUACUUAAAAUAAGGCAAUGAACAAUUUAAGUGGACUGAUGCUGACACAGUUGCCUAUCAAGGAAGUAUUUCUUUAUGUUCCUAGAAAAAAUGUUCAAAUCCACAGACACCUUCAGACUGUCUGGGAGCUGAUUCCACUGUUUAAUGGUUUUAAAUGAAAAGGCUGUCUGUGCAAAGGCAGAGUAUCUUUUUGGGAUGGCACAGUUUUGGUGAGCAGUGGAGCGAGAUGUUCGAGUUGUUUGUUCGGAAAAAAAAUGUAUGAAUUUUUUUAAUGGAGGUGGAGCAGUGUUAUUUACAAUUUUGAAAACUGUUUUUAAGUUUGAAUACAAGAUGAGAUUGUCAAAACUGAGUAUAUUGUAUUUACUGAGGAUAUUACAAUGAUGAUAACGAAGAGAUUUUCUGUCCAAUACCUUUAAAGCCUGAUUAUAAAGUGGUCUGAGUGUGGUCUCAUUGGCCUGAGACCAACAGGACAGGCAGUAAGUGAUAUGAGGAGUAAUCAUAGCAUUAAAGUCCAUGAAAGAUGCCUCAAUUGUCAAACUAUUCCUGAUGUGUCUAAAAGAGGAGAUAUUAAAUCUAACUGAAUUGCAUAGAUUUUUAAUGUACUUUUUGAAGCUCAGCGUUUGGUCCAAAUGGACUCCUAUAGAGCUAUAUAGAGUUUUCUAUAUGGAAGUGAAAGAAGCCAAAAGUACAGAUUCAGACUUCUGGGGUUUCAUAUGUAACAAAUCUAAGGAGCCAAUCCUGUUAUGUUGCAGUAAUCUUUAUAUCGUGUUCCUCAUAAUUUCAGUUUAACCCUCACGUCGUCCUGCAGGUCAGAAUUGACCCGUUUUAAGUUUGAAAAUGUGGAAAAGAAUAUAAAAAUAUAUUUUCACAGUGAAACUUCUGAUGUCCAACAUUUUUUGAUGUAAAAAAAGAAAUGUUAAAAAUGUUUCUUGAGAACAUUCACAAAAUUAUUUUUUUGUGAAUGUUCUUAAAGAAAAUAUUAGAAGUUUUACUGAUAUGUAAUCACUUUAGAUAUUUUUAGGAUUUGUUUGGAAGAUUUUUUCAAAUUUUGUUUGAAAAUAUUUAAAAGAAUUUUCUUGCCAAAUUUGGGGGAGUUUUUUUUUUUUUUUUUUUACUUUUCAGGGAAACUUUUAAGUAAUUAUCGAAAUUUUCUUCCUGAAGGUUUUGCAAAUUUUCAGAAAUUUAGGGAAUAUUUUUUUUUGCUUUGGUGCCCGUAAAUGAAGACGACAGGAGGGUUAAACUUCUGUAACUGAAUUGCUCCAAUAUCACAACUUGCAAAUGUGUAGCGCAGAGAAGUUUUAUAUCUGUGCAGAAUCACAGGGGAGCUGGUGUGCUGGAGCUGCAGUAAAUAGGCGUAGUGUGUGAAAUGAGGAGGCAGCAGUGUAGAAAAACAUCUAAGCCAUUCUCAGGUAGGAAGGGUUUAACAUAUAGAUACGUUUUUAGUGGUUUAAUGAUCAACUGGAGAGGUACUUUAAAUUAUAACCAUUUAAAUUAUGGUGUAAAACACUGAGAUAAUGCACAUAGACUUAAAUUUGCACCUUAUUAUAUCAUUGCCUUUUGAUGUUGUUACUAGCUGCAUGUCUAGCUUUCAUUUAGAGUUAAGUUUCUGGACACCUGGUGGAGGUUUAUCCAACAUUUUAUUUGCUUUGAGCUCCGUUUUUGUCUCGGGAGAUGAAAAAUCGACUAUUUAGCUGCUGCUAGGCUCACAAUUUGUGAGCCACAGAGCCAAAAAAGUGAGCUGGAAAGAGGCUCAAAAAGCUCUGUAGGUGAAGUGCAAUACAUGGUAUUUGGUACAACUGUGACUAAAAGGAUGAUUGCUUGACUCAAAAUGAGAACACUAGUGACUUGGGGGAGGGAAACGUUCAUUAUAAAAUGUUUUAUCUCUUAGUAUUUCUUAUUUGUAAAUUAUGUAGCAAUCAUAAUACUUGGGCAAAGCUGGUUAAAUACAUUGAUGUGUUGAUUUUGUAUUUUUUCACUCUCUUGAUGUCCACUUUUCAAUGAUUUUGGACAAUAAAGUCUUUAAAUUCUC
Messenger RNA from Acanthochromis polyacanthus (spiny chromis), 5598 nucleotides. RefSeq lists its product as uncharacterized. The record is from RefSeq and is a predicted model, not a curated record. NCBI's taxonomy places the organism in Eukaryota, Metazoa, Chordata, Actinopteri, Pomacentridae. The coding region runs from base 288 to 3311 and encodes 1007 amino acids. Gene Ontology annotation, molecular function: GTP binding. The transcript is spliced from 7 exons.